AUAACCUGGUUUUACCAACUCACGAAACUUUAAAAUCCCUUAAAUAUUUGAAUGCUAUAAUUGAUGAAACAUUGCGAUUGUUUCCAAUAACAUUAACUGGUAUAAUGCGACAAACAACCUGUGAUACCAUAAUUUCCAAUUAUUUAAUUCCUAAAGAUACAAUAGUUGCCGCCUCAAUUUGGAAACUUCAUAGAUCCAAACAAAUAUGGGGUCAGGAUGUCGACGAGUUUGUACCCGAACGAUGGUUUAAUUUGGAUUCGAAAAUAAGAAAUGAUGCUUAUUAUCCUUUUGGUAGUGGUUCUAGGCUUUGUAUUGGAAAUAAUUUUGCCUUAAUGGAAAUAAGAAUUAUUUUAAGUGCAUUGUUAGUAAAUUUUGAUUUUGUUGCCAAGGAAGAUGCGGAUUUACAAAUCGUUCAAUUUAUUACUCCAUCAUUGAGAAGUAAAAAAUUUGAAGUAAAGGCUAUCCGAUUACGUGAAG
This is a messenger RNA of Racocetra fulgida, 477 nucleotides long. Lineage: Eukaryota; Fungi; Glomeromycota; Glomeromycetes; Diversisporales; Gigasporaceae. The record is from the annotation of a GenBank genome assembly.